AUCUCUCUCUCCCUCCCUCUCUCUCUCUCUCUCUCUCUCUCUCUCUCUCUGGGUGAAACAAACAAACAAACCAACCAACCCUCCACACUUCACUUCUUCCUUCUCUCACUCCACCAUAUUCUAGACCGAGAAACCACCACCACCACCACAUCUCCUCCGCCUGCCGGUCGGAGUGUCCGCAUUUCACGCUUCUCGAUGUAGCUAUACGUCGUCGUUUCAUGUAGAUUCCGUCGUUACGGUAGUUGCACAACUUGUAGAUUUGUUUUCCAGAUUUCCCGUAUCUUCAGGCUUGCACGGAUACCGAUGCAUAUUAUUAUUAUUAUCAUCUAAUCUUCUCUUCAACACCUUUCCACUUCACUUUUAUAUAUCUAUAUCUAUUAUUCUAUAUAUAUUAAUAUUAAUUAGGUUUUGAAUCAGAACAGAAAUAGAAAUCAUCGAAUGUAGAUUGUUAGUUAGUUUGUUAGUUAGCCAGUAAGUUAGUUAGUUACACCUUUGGUAACAACUCCAAUUAUUUUUAUCAAAUAGUAUAUGUAAUUGAUGAUUCGAUGAAGAAAUUGAACUGGUUUAAACAAAUUUCCAACAAUGGGAAGCUGGAGAGGCGGUUAUCGCUCGGGGAGUACAAGCGAGCGGUGUCGUGGUCCAAGUAUCUGGUGUCGUCUGGAGGCGCGAUAAAAUCAAACGGAUUUGAACAAGAAGAUGAGUCAGAAUGGAGUGCUGACAUGUCACAGUUGUUUAUAGGGAAUAAGUUUGCUACUGGGAGGCAUAGUAGGGUUUACAGAGGGGUUUAUAAGCAACAAGAUGUUGCAAUUAAGCUUGUUAGUCAGCCUGAGGAGGAUAGAGAAUUGGCAUUGAUGUUGGAGAAUCAGUUUACUUCGGAGGUCGUUUUGUUGUUUCGGCUUCAGCAUCCGAAUAUUAUUACUUUAAUUGCGGCUUGUAAAAAACCUCCUGUGUUUUGUAUAAUUACGGAAUACUUGGCGGGUGGGUCCCUUAGGGCGUAUCUCCAUCAGCAGGAGCCGUAUUCAGUGCCACCGAACCUAGUUUUAAAGCUGGCCCUUGACAUUGCAUGGGGAAUGCAGUACCUUCAUUCUCAAGGCAUACUUCACAGGGAUCUAAAAUCUGAAAAUCUACUGCUUGGUGAAGAUAUGAGUGUAAAAGUUGCCGAUUUUGGCAUCUCGUGUUUAGAAUCCCAAUGUGGUAGCGCAAAAGGAUUUACGGGUACUUAUCGUUGGAUGGCGCCCGAAAUGAUCAGAGAAAAGAAACAUACAAAGAAAAUUGAUGUUUACAGUUUUGCCAUUGUUCUUUGGGAACUUUUAACUGCUUUGACUCCUUUUGAUGAUAUGACUCCGGAACAAGCUGCAUUUGCCGUCUGUCAAAAGAAUGCUAGACCUCCGUUACCCGAUUCAUGUCCAAUGGCGUUUCGCCAGCUCAUCAGACGAUGUUGGUCAAGCAAACCAGAAAAACGACCCGGGUUUGAUGAAAUUGUGAGGAUUUUGGAGAGAUAUGCAGCAUGUGUGGAGGAAAAUCCUGAUUUCUUGACAACAUUUGAACCUGGUAAUGGCGGUUCUUUCGGUUGUGACCGUGGUUGUUUCGGUCCCCGUAAAACUGCAUCUAGGGACUAAUCAUGGAUUAUGCCGAAUGUGAGCGUGAUCUGGUUGUUCCUUCAUUACCAGGUGUUUAAAAAACUGAAACUGAGCAAUUAUGAAUUAUGAUAUAUUGUAAGUCUGAUUACAAAUAUUGGAGUAGUUGUAUUGGUUUCUUUGACUAAUUUGCCUGGGGAUUUAGAUAUCUAAAAUAAUAAUAUUGUUUUUGGAUCUUUA
Helianthus annuus (common sunflower) is the source of this 1817-nucleotide messenger RNA. RefSeq names its product serine/threonine/tyrosine-protein kinase HT1. Gene Ontology annotation, molecular function: protein kinase activity; ATP binding. The transcript has 3 exons. Gene Ontology annotation, biological process: protein phosphorylation. Lineage: Eukaryota; Viridiplantae; Streptophyta; Magnoliopsida; Asterales; Asteraceae. The record is from RefSeq and is a predicted model, not a curated record. Bases 546 to 1619 code for a protein of 357 amino acids.